Molecule: messenger RNA, 599 nt
Organism: Hypoxylon fragiforme
Lineage: Eukaryota; Fungi; Ascomycota; Sordariomycetes; Xylariales; Hypoxylaceae
Exons: 2
Coding region: 150-455 (101 amino acids)
Source: RefSeq, a predicted model, not a curated record
AUAACCCUCGAGCAUCUAUAAAAUGGGCAAUAGCUUUAUCCGGUUUCUAGGCGGUUGGAAAGAGAUGUCCAUAGCCACUGAUCUAAACCAAGCCACCAUCCCAUCUUCAGACGACUAGCUAGUACUGUUGAGACUUGAUAAAUUCAACUAUGGCCCAGCAGAAACAGAACUCAUACGGAUACUACAAGGCGACGUACUCGCUCGACGAAGACCGAGCGAUAUACGGCCUUGGGCAAAACCGCGACAUGCCCUCCCUUUGUCCGAAUUGCAAAGGCAACCCGAGAGAUCGAGUACACUGCACCCGGUGCGGCGCAACCGGGAUGUUAGGAGUCCCGGGCAUCAGCGCCGGUGAGAGGCGCCGAGACAGAACCCAGGCAGCUUCUCCCGGGGGCCCUAGUCCAGGGCGUGGGAGCUCUAGGGGGGAUUCGUCGGUUUUUCGAGAGGCGAGACGGUGAUGGUUGGGCUGGAUGUGGGACUCGCCCGGGCUUGCUUGAUUGUAUUGUAUACCUACUAGGUAAUUUGAGGGGGUGAGUUAUAUCCUUCGGGAAUGAGUUGGGCUGUAUCUGUUGCUAGGGGCUACUUCGCAAGCAAUGACAUCU